This is a messenger RNA of Hemiscyllium ocellatum (epaulette shark), 4605 nucleotides long. RefSeq names its product phosphatidylinositol glycan anchor biosynthesis class G (gene pigg). Gene Ontology annotation, cellular component: endoplasmic reticulum membrane. The coding region runs from base 17 to 2974 and encodes 985 amino acids. The record is from RefSeq and is a predicted model, not a curated record. NCBI's taxonomy places the organism in Eukaryota, Metazoa, Chordata, Chondrichthyes, Orectolobiformes, Hemiscylliidae. Gene Ontology annotation, biological process: GPI anchor biosynthetic process. The transcript is spliced from 13 exons.
GGCCGGCGCUGGGACGAUGAGGCUCCGGUCUUCGCUGUUUGCUUGCGGCGGCCUCCUGGGACUCCUCUUCGGGAUGGCCGUCUUCCUGCACGGAUUCUUCCCCAGCCCCUUGAAGUCAUUUGGAUCCGCGAAAGCCAAGGUGUCGGAGAUCCCGGGAGAGCCUGCGCUAGGUCUUGCUUCAAACUGGACAAAACUGCCAUCUCCGUUGUUUGGGAAGGUUGUCAUUAUGUUGGUGGAUGCUCUGAGAGAAGACUUUGUGUUUGGACCAAAAGGACGACAGUUCAUGCCAUAUACACGACAUAUGGUUGAACAUGGUUCCUCUCUCAGCUUUAUUGCUAAAGCCUGGCCGCCAACAGUCACAAUGCCCAGAAUUAAGGCAAUGAUGACUGGCAGAAUUCCUGGAUUUAUUGAUGUCAUCAUGAACUUGAAUUCUCCUACUCUGCUGGAAGACAAUUUGAUCUGGCAGGUAAAAAGUGCUGGAAAAAGAAUCAUGUUCUACGGUGAUGACACUUGGAUUCGACUGUUUCCAGAUCACUUUGUAGAAUAUGAUGGGACUACUUCUUUUUUUGUGUCUGAUUAUACUGAGGUGGAUCAUAAUGUAACACGCCAUCUGGACAAUGUAUUAAAAAGAAGUGACUGGGAUUUAUUAAUUUUGCAUUACCUUGGAUUAGAUCAUAUUGGUCAUCUGGCUGGACCAGAUAGUCAUCUGGUUGGACCAAAGCUCAGUGAAAUGGAUAACAUUGUUCAGAAGAUUCACAUGGAACUACUGAACAAGCAAGGUGAAACGACUCUGCCUAGUUUAUUGAUAUUGUGCGGAGAUCAUGGAAUGUCAGACACAGGUAGUCAUGGAGGAGCUUCAAGUCAUGAAGUGAACACUCCAUUGGUUCUUCUCAGUCCUGCUUUCAGAAAGAAAGAUUCAUUCACUGUUUCUGAAUAUGUUGAGCAGACAGACCUCAGCUCCACGUUGGCGUUAGGACUGGGUUUGCCUAUUCCAAGGAACAAUUUGGGGUGUCUCAUCCUAAGGGUACUUGAGGAAAGGUCUUUAAGGGAACAGUUUAGAUAUUUGCAUCUUAAUGGAUACCAACUUAGUAAGCUGGUUCAAGAAAGUAUUCCUACAUAUGAAAAAGAUGUUGGGUACAAACUAUUUGGAAUAGCACAAAAAUCUCAUGGUUCCUGGAUAAAACUUUACUUCGAAGGUAAUACUUCGGAGACUCUCGCAAACCUAGGAAAGAAGGUAUUGAGGCAGUAUUUGGAUGCCUUGAAGUUAAUGAGUUCCUCACUUUCCAAAAUUGUGGCACAGUAUGAUAUGUACUCCAUGAUUAUGGGCACGAUUAUUGUGGUGGAGGUUAUUCUCCUCCUGAUAGUAAGUACUUCAGAUGCACUGGGCAGCACUGCUGAAUUUGAAGUACCAUUGUCAGCAGCAUUCUACUCCCUCCUGUUCUAUCUGCUGUGUCUGAUGUUAACAGCUAUUCAUAUUAUCAUAUGUACAUCGACAAAGACAUCUUGCUACUUUUGCAAUGUAUCCUGGCUACUGGCUGCAACAGUGAUUGUAUUGAUAUCUGCCCUGCAGUGUGUGCUGAUUUCAACUCUUUGGAAGCGUCUUACAAACGGGAAGCCUCAACACAAGAGUUGUGCAGCAGCCAAUUCGAGCUGGUCUGAAUUAGAUUUGCUUCUGUUACUUGGGACAUUUGGACAUACCUUGAGCCUCGGAUCCAGCAGUUUUAUAGAAGAAGAACAUCAAACGUGGUACUUCCUUACCAACACGCUUUUGUUGGUGCUCUUUCAAGAUGUCUGCAGAAAAUACUUUGCAGCCAAUGACCUCAAAUCAAAACAAAGCAAGAAUCCAGAAGACGAUGAUUGCCAUGAACAGCAAACUGCUAUCCAUGGCUUAUUUGAAACUUCCAGUUGUGACCAGAAAGAUGAUACAUCCAAAGGUUAUACACGUUCGGGUGAAAGCUAUGAAAAGUGGCUGACUUUAUUGAGCCCCUGGAUUAUCCUAGUGUUUUGUCGGGUACUCCGCUCCCUCAACCAGACUGGGAUCAAAUGGGCUCACGAACCAGACUUUGGCCACUGGCUGACUAGCUCCAGUCAUAGAACUGAACUCUCCAUACUGGCAGCAGUUUCGCUCUUUUUGAUCUUUAUUUUGGUUCAGAGGACAUGUUCCACUGUUUCUAAAGCAGCACUGGCACUGGGGUUGGUGGGAAUUUACUGCUAUCGGGCAGCAAUUGGAAACCUAACAUUCCCAUGGAAUCCAGAUAAACAUAUUUCAAAGGGAAUUAUUGAAGCACGUUUUGUUUAUGUGUUUAUCCUCGGAAUCCUUUUUACGGGAGUUAAAGACCUGUUGAAAUCUGCAUUCGCUUUCCCUGACACGACAACAAACAGUAGGGGACUCUGGGAAAUGUACAACGGACUUGUGCUCUUGGCUGCACUGCUGCUUCGCCCUCACAACUUGCCAGUCUUGUUGUUUAUCCUUGUCGUUCAAUUAAUCUUAACAAAAUUUAUAUGGAGAAUACUGGAUUAUGAUGCAGCGCAAAUUACCAUAAUAUAUUAUUGGUUUGGCCAGGCGUCUUUUUACUUUCAGGGAAAUUCGAAUAGCAUUGCAACUGUGGACGUAUCAGCUGGUUUUGUGGGUUUCGAGAAUUAUGUCGAAUUGCCAGCAGUCUUCCUUACACUAUUCAGCACUUAUAUAGGCCCACUACUGUGGGCUGUGCAUCUAACAUGUUACAUGAGCUCAGAGAGAAACAGGUAUUCGGCAGCAGUGGGGCACAGCUGUUACUGUUUAGUUCUAUUACGAGCAAUCCCAGCGUCAGUUUAUAUUAUUCUGGUUACCUCUCUUCGCUAUCAUCUAUUUGUCUGGAGUGUUUUCUCUCCAAAAUUGCUGUACGAAGGUAUGCAUACACUUGUGACAGCAGCAGCCUGUGUCAUGUUCACAGCAAUGGAUCAGAAACGGAUGACAACAAUCUUAAAAAAGUGAAGUGUACUGGAUUUGUGUGUAUAUUUGUAAAAAUUUUCAAAAUCUAUAAUGUAAUUUCAAUUCUUGUGAAAGCAAAUAGUUGAGAUUGUGUGAAAUUGCAAUAUAAAACUAUCGCUUCUGUUUUAUAACUCUUAAAAAUCUGCACCCAAAAGAACUUUUAAGAGGUGAAAGAGCAUGGACAACAAUGAAUCUAUUACCCAUUUUCUGCUGCUACCAAAGAUUAGUUUUAUUAUCUUACCCCAACCCUGAAAUUAUUGAACAGUGUCUUCCUUUUUGAGAGCAUUUAACACAUUGCCCAUACGAAAAAGAGAACCCGCAUAUACAAACAGUUUAUUUUCACUCCUCUUUCUAUACCCUUCAGUAUACCUUUAUUUCAAAAAAAUAGGUUUUUGAAAAUAUAAUUUUAUGGACUUUAACAAAACAAGUUGUAGCAGCAAAUUUCAAAUAUCAAACAUUAUCUUUUUUUAAACCAACCUCUUAAAAAUUCUGUUUUGGUGACUGCCUUAGAUUUGAACCCCACCACGAUGUUUCAAGAAAUUUCAUUUGAAUUUUCGGUAGAACAGUUGGCUCUGGUCCAUGAGAAUAUAUUAGCAAAGACCAACAGGGCUUAUGAGUCAAGUUUACAUAAUUCAGCAACCCCAGACCAACACUAAAUGAAUUCAUGCUUCAAAAAAUUUAACUAAGGGCUAGAAUACUCCGCUCAUCAAUCUUGCCAUUGUUUUUGAGGUUUAUAUUUUAUUAUAUGGCAUUUUAACCUGAAUUCACAUUCUUGUAAGUAAAUGAAAUUGGAUGAUUAAGCUCAAGCAGAUUAUUACUUCAGUCUCACCUGUUGUAUUGAGUCUAACUUAGUCCACGACAUCAAGAAUGGCCGAGUCUGCAGCAAUGGGAAACUAAAUGGAUAACUGGGAUUUAACAUGCAUGCUUCAGAACCUGUUAUGACUUGAGUAGGAAAAGAUCAGGUGAUUUUAAGUAUGUUUACAAGAACAUAAAGUACAAAGACAAAAUGUAGAUUUGCAUUUCUAUACUGUCCUCUCCAUCUGUCCAACAGAAUUUCAGUACAGCCAGUGUUAAAAUUCUACAAGAAUUAAUGUACAAAUCAUUCUACACUUGCCACCAGUUACAUAGCCUUAUUCUAUCAGGACAGAUGGGGGAUUGUUAGCUUUGAUAAAAGUAGACAGGGAUAAUUUCUAGAUCAGAGUGGUGCUAGAAAAGCACAGUCAGUCAGGCUGCAUCCGAGGAGCAGGAAAAUCGAUGGUUCGGGCAAAAGCCCUUCAUCAGGACUCGAACCGUCGAUUUUCCUGCUCCUCAGAUGCUGCCUGACCAGCUGUGCUUUUCCAGCACCACUCUAAUCUAGACUCUGGUUUCCAGCAUUUGCAAUCCUCAUUUUGCCUAGGGAUACUUUCUGCACACCGGGGCAGACAGAUGAACCACAAUGGCAUUAGUGAGGUUGUUAAUGAUCCCACACCGGUUAAAUAAAUUGAGGAGUUACACUACUUUUUUCAAAAAAAGUGUAAAUGGACUAGACUGUGUGAUUUAUAAACAGGACUUAUGAAAUAAAAAUCUUUUGUUUUACUAAGUCUGCUUGAUGAUCCACGGAAGUUAAAUUUCUAUUUUUCAAAGCAAGAGAAUAA